AUGGCGUUUUCAACAGUUACAGAGAUGUCAGGAAGUGUGGACAGAGGGGAUGGCAGGAUAACCAUAAGCUCAGUCUUUGAGAUGGACCUGAGUAGUUCAGGUGCUCCACCUCGUAACUGGCGUGGGAUUGGCCUGGCAAUGGUGGUGAUCUCUGUAGUGCUUUCGCUUGUGUUAUUAUCCAUCUUUCUUCUAUCUCCAGAGAAUGAAAAGCUACCUGAGAAGUCUAGUUUGACAUUGUCUGAUCUGGAGAGUAUGGAAUACCAAGUCUACAUACCUCAUCUCUAUUGGACAAGUCAUUCCGAGAUAAUCAUGGAAUGCAGAGAAAGGAAUCUGAUUAAGCUCAAUGUGGAGACAAAGAAGUCAAGUACCUUGCUGAGUAACAUCACAUUGAUGUCUCUAAAAGCCUCUAGUGCAGAGGUCUCCUCAGAUCUUCAGAAUGUGCUUAUGCUUCUAGACAUGCAGCAGGUAAGUGUUUUCUGCCAAAACUACUGUUUCAAUAUAUUGGCUACCAUAUAA
Molecule: messenger RNA, 516 nt
Organism: Spea bombifrons (plains spadefoot toad)
Lineage: Eukaryota; Metazoa; Chordata; Amphibia; Anura; Pelobatidae
Product: inactive dipeptidyl peptidase 10-like
Exons: 5
Coding region: 1-516 (171 amino acids)
Molecular function (GO): dipeptidyl-peptidase activity
Source: RefSeq, a predicted model, not a curated record